AUGGCGACCCCAGCCCUUCCAUCACACCCUAGUCCCGACCAUCUCAUAACCAUCAAGGUUCUCUUUAAGGAUAACACCCGUCGUUUCAAGCUGCCGUUGAAAGAUCUUCGGCCCCAGGUGCUCCCCCAGAAGAUCCGCACUCUGCUCGGCGUUCCGGCGGAUGUCAACGUCAUCCUCGAACGCUAUUCCGAUAGCGCCGGUUCUUACAUUCGCCUAGACAGCGACAACACAACAGUCUACAAGCAGCUUUACCGGGCUGCUAAGGCUAAAUCUAAGCUUCGCAUCAAGGCCACUGCUGUCGAGGAGGAGUCGACUCCAACUCUCUCAGACAGUUCUACCUCGGCUGAACCCUUGAGCCAGAACCCUCCAAGAUACAGCUACCUGGAAACUGUCUUGAGCCCACCCAUCCCCGUAGCUUCUGGUGAAGACCAAAUUACCACUUCUGACCCAGUCCCUGACCUCACUGCCGGUCAAGUUGAGCUUCCCAAGCAUAUCCCCGGGCCUGUCGCUGAGCCCCAGUACCGCAAAUUUGAGAUGGAGCCAGAAGCCCCCCCUGGGAUUUUCUGCAUUGAUUGCAACAGCUGUGGGCAAUCAAUUGCCAACGAGCACUACCACUGCGGUAUUUGCGAGUAUGGCGACUACGACCUUUGCCCACAGUGUGUGAAAGAUGGUGUUACGUGUCACGGAGAAGGCCAUUGGCUCAUCAAGCGCACUGUUGAGGAUGGCGUGGUGACCAACAGCAGUACUGAGACCAUUCCCCCUCGCCAAACACAAGUUCAGGAGACCAAGCCCCUUGCCGAGUCGGUAGAAGAGGCUCGCCCCAAGGUUGAGACUCCUGUUCCUGUUGUUGCCCGGUCUCAUGUUCCCGCCCCUGCAUCAGCUCCUUACGUUCCUCCCAUCUCUCCACCCCUCGCUCACCCUGAUGCAGAUGACAAGCCCAUUUGCAAUGGUUGCUGCCGUGAAGCUGAUGACAGCAAUCUGGUGCGUUGCAAUGAAUGCGAAGAUUAUGAUCUUUGCCUUCGCUGCCUCCUGCGAAACAAGCAUGGCCACCACCCUGCUCACACUUUCGCACUUGGGUCCGAUCGCAACUACUGCUUGAAGAACCUGAUCCUGUCUCGAUGCCUCCCUGGGCGUCUGUUCAAGCAUGCUGCCAUUUGCGAUGGCUGCGAGAAGAACAUUGUUGGCACUCGCCACAAGUGUCUCUCCUGCCCCGAUUGGGACUACUGCCCUGAUUGUGUCGUUGAUGCUGCUCAGACUCACCCUGGUCACCGAUUUGCUCCUCUCUAUGAAUCUAUUGGGGACCAAAUCCGUGAGUCUUAUGAGAUCCACUACGGCAUCUUCUGUGAUGGCCCACUUUGUAAGGACAAGCCCGCUCAGAGCUACAUCGCUGGCGUCCGCUACAAGUGUGCUGUCUGCGAUGAUAUUGACUUCUGUGCCAGCUGCGAGGCUCUGCCGACCCACACUCACAACCGGACCCACCCCAUGAUUAAAUUCAAGACCCCUGUCCGCAGUGUGACUGUGAGCACUCUGACUGAAGAUGCCACUGGUCGUGUCGCCAUGGGUGACCAGGUUAAUUAUCAGGCCCCGGUUGAGGCUGAGGUCGAGGUCGAGCCUGAGAUCAAGACCGAGAUCUCCGAGGAGAAGGAGCCAAUCGUGGAACAGGCUCCUGUCGAAGCUGAAACUCCUGAGUCCAAUAUCUACGAAUCAAAUCAUGAUUCCGAGUAUCAGGCUUACUUCUUGCGAGAUACUAUUGCCGACGGAACUCAGCUGUCUCCUGACACGCCAUUCCGCCAGACCUGGACUCUUUACAACCCAGGACCUAACUCUUGGCCCGUAGGCAGUGAUGUUCGUUUCGUUGGUGGUGACACCAUGUUCAACGUGGACUCGGAACACCCAUCCAGUGUGCAAUCUAUUCACUCGGCAAUGGAGAGCAACAAGUUGGCUGAAGCUGUCAAGCCCGGCAACACUGCUAACUUCACUGUGAACCUCCGCACCCCACACCGUGAGGGCACUGCCAUUUCAUACUGGCGUCUGAAGCUGCCCAACGGCACUCCCAUUGGCCACCGUCUCUGGUGUGACAUUCAAGUCCGGUCAACUGUGGUGCCUGAGCCAGUGGCACCAGCAUCAGACAGCCUCGAGUCUGAGGCUAGCAGCCGCAUGAUCUUCCCCAAGCUGGAGAAGGAGUCUCCUGAGACCAGCACUCAUGAGGCCAUGCCGGCUGUCUGCCCAGCUCCGACCAUCUCCACUACAUCUGAGGCCGAUAUUCUGGAAGAUGUUGAGAGUCUUACCUUGGAUGACACUGAUACUGACGCAGGCUUCCUGACUGACGAGGAGUACGACGUCCUCGAUGCCAGUGACCAUGAGUUCCUUGAGGCGCAACAGUCUAUGCAUUAA
Molecule: messenger RNA, 2394 nt
Organism: Penicillium malachiteum
Lineage: Eukaryota; Fungi; Ascomycota; Eurotiomycetes; Eurotiales; Aspergillaceae
Product: ZZ type zinc finger domain protein
Exons: 3
Coding region: 1-2394 (797 amino acids)
Molecular function (GO): zinc ion binding
Source: RefSeq, a predicted model, not a curated record